Eruca vesicaria subsp. sativa (arugula) is the source of this 1675-nucleotide messenger RNA. The record is from the annotation of a GenBank genome assembly. NCBI's taxonomy places the organism in Eukaryota, Viridiplantae, Streptophyta, Magnoliopsida, Brassicales, Brassicaceae.
CUUCUCUAUAACUGAAACCUUUGAAGAGAGUCGAUAAACAUUCUUUUUGCAAGUGAGACUUGACAACUAGUUUUUACUCAAAGUAAAGGUUUCUAGUUCUCGUUGAUGGUCAUAGAUAAAUAGAGUUACAAUAUGAUGAAAAGUUUGGCUAAUGUGGUCGAAGGAAAGACGGCGAGGGCAUGCGACAGCUGCGUGAAGAGGCGGGCACGUUGGUAUUGCGCAGCUGAUGAUGCUUUCCUUUGCCAUUCUUGUGACGGUUCGGUCCACUCAGCGAACCCUCUUGCCCGUAGGCACGAUAGGGUUCGCUUGAAAUCGGGUAGCCCCAAAAAGAAAUCCUCACCACCUCAUGCAGCCACGUGGCAUCAGGGCUUUACACGUAAAGCUCGGACGCCACGCGGGGGCAAGAAGAGUCACACGAUGGUGUUCCAUGAUCUUGUGCCGGAGAUGAGCUCGGAGGAUCAGAGCUUUGAGGUGGAAGAGCAGCUCAUCUUUGAGGUCCCAAUGUUUAACCCAAUGGGUGAUGAUGAGCAACGGCUAAACAAAUCUGUGGAGACAAAGAACGAGAUACCUUUGAUGUCCAUGUGUUUCAAGAGCAGCGACCAAGAAGAUGUCAACGCUGAAAGUUGUCUGAAUGGUUUAUUCCCGACCGAUAUAGAACUAGCUCAGUUCUCAGCUGAUGUGGAGAUUCUCCUCGGUGGAGGGACGGAUAGAGAAUUCAAUGCCAUGGAAGAGCUAGGGUUAGGUGAGAUGCUCAAGAUCGAAAAAGAGGAAGAAGUAGUGACAAUAGAAGUGUGUGAUCUAGAUGACGCUGAUGAGACUACACCAUUUGAAAUAAGCUUUGAUUAUGAGUACUCACAAAAAACCGAAGAAGAAGAUGUGAAUAAGAAUAUUAUUGACGUGGAAGUGAAUGAGAUGAGUGGUUCGGUUAAGGAAGAGAAGAAUGAGACGGUUCAUAUGCUUAGAUUGGACUACGAGUCAGUGAUUUCCACUUGGGGAGGUCAAGGAACACCAUGGACCGCCCACGAGCCACCUCAAGUAGACCUCAACAUGCUCUGUUGCUCAACCGAUUCCAUGGUUGAGAGUGGUGGAGAGGCUCAUCAUCACAACCACUUUCGGGGACUAGGGUUACACAUGAGAGAUGCUGGUAGUGGAGGAAGAGAAGCUAGAGUUUCAAGAUACCGAGAGAAAAGAAGGACGAGGUUGUUCUCCAAGAAGAUAAGGUAUGAGGUUCGUAAAUUGAAUGCUGAGAAAAGACCUCGUAUGAAAGGAAGGUUCGUGAAGCGAUCUUCAAUCGUUGCUGCUCACUAAAAAGUACUUUAUUAAUUAACUAUAGAUAUUCUCUCUGCGCUCUUCUUACUUCUUUGUUGCUUUAUUUUACUGCAAUGUUAGAAAUUUUGCUGGUUUUGUGAGCUAUGUAUGUAAUAUAUAUUUAUAUCUAUGAGCCAAGAAAAAAAUUAUCCUGUAAGGGAUGGUUUGAUAAAAACAUGAUCUCGAUUGCUACCGCUAUGUAAACAUAUGUAUUGUCACAAAUAUAUCUGCAAAAGACUAAAUCUCAAAGAAAAUGGGAUUAUGUUGGUUUGUAUUACGUACGUAGUGUGGUUCAUGCGAGUAUGUAUUAUAUAAAUAGAGACAGAGGAAACUCCGAUCCAUUUGCACGGGUCGGUGGUUGAGUUGU